AUGGCUCCAUCAGCGAUCGAUACUCGAGAGGAACAAAAGAGAUCCGCUACCAGCGCACGAGUUCGUACCAACGGUAUUACAAAGAACACAGCAACCAAGCCAAAGAUGAAUGAAACUGCAGAAGAUUUAGUCAAGACAAUGGAAGGAUUGACAGUAGAGAGGACCGUCGACUCUCCAACAACAGAAACCACGAAUACCAAGGUCGAAUUAAAGGACACAGACAUGAAUGAAAUUUACAAUGAUGUAUUCUCCAACCUUCGCGGUCAUUUUCAGAAACCAGAUACCGUCAAGUCUGACGUCGCCGAGUCUGAUAUUACAACAACUGUUGUUGAGAAUAAACUCCCCAAAAAGAAAAUCAUUGAUGAGGAUGAAGAGGAAGCAUACAACAUGAUCAAAGCCCAUUUUCGUUCCAUGAGCUCGGGAGGAAAGAGGGGGGCCGCCAAUAAAUGGGGUUUUUUAAUCUGA
This is a messenger RNA of Botrytis deweyae, 465 nucleotides long. RefSeq lists its product as uncharacterized. Bases 1 to 465 code for a protein of 154 amino acids. The record is from RefSeq and is a predicted model, not a curated record. The transcript has a single exon. Lineage: Eukaryota; Fungi; Ascomycota; Leotiomycetes; Helotiales; Sclerotiniaceae.